Olea europaea var. sylvestris is the source of this 786-nucleotide messenger RNA. RefSeq lists its product as uncharacterized. NCBI's taxonomy places the organism in Eukaryota, Viridiplantae, Streptophyta, Magnoliopsida, Lamiales, Oleaceae. Gene Ontology annotation, molecular function: DNA binding; histone binding. Gene Ontology annotation, biological process: nucleosome assembly; regulation of DNA-templated transcription. The transcript has a single exon. The record is from RefSeq and is a predicted model, not a curated record. Gene Ontology annotation, cellular component: nucleolus. The coding region runs from base 1 to 786 and encodes 261 amino acids.
AUGACGUAUUUGGUAUUAAGGCUAGAAGGAAGAGAAAUACGCAGGAUUCCGCUCAAGAAAGAAUCCAUGGCCGGUUCUUGCAGUAAAGAGAAUGCAGUUGUUUCAUUUAAUGAUGCCGAUUGCUCCUUUUCUGGACCUUCCAAGACUUUUUCUCCCGAGAGGAUAGUUCAAAAAAGGAAGCCUUGGUUGAACUACGAAUUAAUAGAGAAAGCAGUUCCAAAACUGAAGCAAAAGAAAUCAUUGGAGCAAAAGCGUCAGUCCAAUAAGGCGAAGAUGACAAUAGACAAAGAGAAGGUGGAGUGGCUUAAAUCUUCAAGGGAUUAUUCGUUUUUAUCAUCCGACGAUGAUAUGUUUCACGGUUCUGGGAUAAAACCUAAUCCUUGGAUGGUUAAGAAUGUUUCCAAAUCUUGUGAUUCAAUGCCGAAGAAGAAAUACGAGGUAUCAAGAAGCGGGACAGCUAUACCAAAACCACAAGUGUUAUCCUCUAAACCAUGGAGUAAAGAAUCAAGGUUCAAGAAUUCAGGCAGAUCAAAUUUGGAAGGUCAAUUUCGAAAGAGAAGACAAGUAGUCUAUGAAGAUGAUGAUGAUGACGACGACCAAGCCAUUGAAAUUAUUAGGACAGUUCGCUAUGAUCCCAAGAAGUUUACUGAUGAUGCAGAUGACAUAAAUGUGGAGGCAACUUAUUCAGAUACUCGUAAGGAAGAAACUCGGAGUGCUUCAAGAUUACAACAUAAAAAGAUCGUAGAACAAGAAAAGAAGGAGACAAAGAAACGAAAGAUGUACUGA